This is a messenger RNA of Zychaea mexicana, 1210 nucleotides long. RefSeq lists its product as uncharacterized. Gene Ontology annotation, molecular function: hydrolase activity. The record is from RefSeq and is a predicted model, not a curated record. Bases 152 to 1078 code for a protein of 308 amino acids. NCBI's taxonomy places the organism in Eukaryota, Fungi, Mucoromycota, Mucoromycetes, Mucorales, Lichtheimiaceae. The transcript has a single exon.
CGGAUCAGCAGACACGCACACGAAGCACAGACACGCACAAAGUUUGCUUCUUCUCCGUUUCGCAAACACUUGUUUAUCUUGCUCUUUUUCUCUUCUUCUUUUUUUGCUUCUCCUUCUUUCAAAACUGCAUUCCACGUACACCAGAGCCACUAUGACAGCCGGUGAUUCCAAAGUACCAAAAGCCGUGAUCGACGCCCAUGUCCAUUUCUGGGAUCCAAAACGAGUGCAUAUCCCAUGGCUCGUAAACGCACCCCACUUUAACGAAGAGCGCACGAAUGAACGCUAUUCGGCCGAGAUUCAUGCGCACACGCAGGUCAAGGCGGCGGUCUUUGUAGAGGUGGACGCAGAUCCAGCCCACGGACUCGUGGAAGCCGAAUGGAUAACCAAGUAUGCAAAGCAAUUCAAGCCCGCAUCAGCCCAAUUCGGUGGUAUUCAAGCCAUCGUCGCCUAUGCACCGGUCCAACAAGGCGCACAGGCCAUCCAUCCGUACCUUCAACUACUCAAACAACUCACCGACGAAAAGCUGCGCGGUGUGCGAUAUCUGAUUCAAGACCCGUCUCUGGAUCCAGAACGUGUAGCAUCCCCGGCAUUUGUCAGCGGGGUACGAGCACUGGCAGACUAUGAUCUGAGCUUUGACCUCAACAUCAACUGUCAUGCAGCACCCGCACAGUUCCCGCCGCUGAUCUCGCUCGUGCGACAAUGUCCGGAGGUGACAUUCAUCCUAGACCACAUGGCCAAGCCUCCCUGCAAUGUGAGCAGUCCCGCAGACCCGGCAUUCAAGUUUUGGCAGCAGAAUAUGCAGGCAUUGGCCGCGUUCCCAAACGUGUCGUGCAAAGUAUCCGGACUGGUGACUGAGACACAGACGUGGACGGCAGCACAGCUCAGGCCAUUUGUCCAGGUGGCAAGGAACACUUUUGGAAUAGAUCGACUGUUGUUUGGCGGUGACUGGCCGAUCUGCGAGAACGCGGUGCGGUGGCGUACCUGGCUGGAGGUAUUGAGUGAAGUGGUAGAGGACUGGUCGGAAGAAGAUAAGGACAAGCUGUUUGUGAGCAACGCAGCGCGUGUCUAUCGUCUGUAACAACUGUUAUCAUGAUGCAUCGCACACUAUAAAGACGCACAUACUAUACAUGAUUUUUUCAUCACCCGCAUUUUGCUUUUCCUUCUUUGUCCGUGUUCCUUUUGUGGCUUCUUUAUAUAAAUUUGAGAAUCA